Capsaspora owczarzaki ATCC 30864 is the source of this 3941-nucleotide messenger RNA. RefSeq lists its product as hypothetical. Gene Ontology annotation, cellular component: trans-Golgi network. The record is from RefSeq and is a predicted model, not a curated record. NCBI's taxonomy places the organism in Eukaryota, Filasterea, Ministeriida, Capsasporidae. The coding region runs from base 68 to 3892 and encodes 1274 amino acids. The transcript has 18 exons.
UUUUUUGUUGUGUGAAUCUGAGGCCCCUUGUGUAGAAACCACAACACUCCUCCACCUCGGCAAAAAAAUGGACUUGUCGCAGGAGAUUGGCGACCUCAGCCACAUCCGCGGCAUUGUGAUUGGCAUUGGCGGCAUCUCCGAGACAAAGCUGCUCGAGCACUUUCGGCUGCUGCGAGAUUGCUCGCGUUCGAUCGCGCUCGCUGACUUUGCACUCCAGCUCGCCACGCCGGCCAUCGGAGCCGCGUUCCCGCGACUGGACACCAACCAGGCCGUCAUCAAGCUCGAUCUGGCCAUCGCGCCGUCCGUCUCGCCGUCGCCCGCGAGCACCCCUGCACCGUUGGCAUAUGGCAAUGCAGGCGCAGCAGCGAGUAACCAGCUGGCAAGCCCGGGCAGCGCAGCGAUUCCAGCAGGACCGUUAGGAUUGCCCAUUCCAGCUGCAUCUGCCUCUGCGUCUCCCUCUGCUGGCUCUGGAGGACCACCAGCCCCUGGCAUUCAGACACCCAUCGCAAGCAGAGCGGCCGGCGGGGCUGGAACACCAGCUGGCUCUUCGACGGCUACAACCUCAUCCAGCUCAGACAGCUUGAGCAGCCCGAGCGUCUCAGGCAGUGGCACGCCACUCGUGGCACGAUCUGCAACAGGAACACCCGCUGGAGCCGAGCUGUCUGCGGGUCCGCAACAGCAGCAACAGCAGCAGCGUCGUGCACCAAGUCCCAUUCCCCGAUCGUCGCCUCAAACUCCCGCCGUGCUCAGUGCAGCGCACGCAAGUCAGCCCAUUGUUGCUCCAGGCUUGUACAGUGCACCGACAAGCAUUCCGACCAUAGCGGCCCCGAAAACGACGCUGUUGAACGCCGGAUUCUCAUCUGCUCCCGGUUUCAACGACGAGCUGAUUGAUUUUCAUUUCUCCAAGCGAACGCUCGUGAUUUUCGGCAUCAUCAACUGCCAGCAUACAGUCGACCUGCGCCUCGCCUAUCGCGAGUUUCAGGCAGCAUGCAGUCAGUUUCCAACAGUUCUGGACGUGCGUUGCUUUGCGUUCGAACCCCAGGAUGCCCAGGAAGACAACGAAAAGCAUGUCAUUCUGAUUCCAAACCAGGCUCGCGAGCAUGUUCAGUUUUAUAUCAGCACCAUUCUGAACGAUAUGACCUUGUCCUUGGUUCAUCUACUUGCCGCUGCGCACCAUUCGAAAAUUGCCGAGAGAGAUGACAAAAAGCUCUUGCCAUCACUUCUUCUGGAGCGCACCGGCGGAAUCGACGACGCACGUUUUUACAACGCCAACCGAAAGAAAAUCGUCGGCCGGUUUGAAAAGCUUGCUGGCGACAUUUGUCUUCUGGUUGGAUCUCCUGACGAUGCAAUCGUUCAUUACACCGAAGCGAUCGAGCAGACGAAGUCUGCCAAUGAUUGGUUGUAUCUUGCUGGCUGUCUUGAAUGCUUUGCUGCCACAUUGCUCGUCAAGCACAAGAUGGGCGACCCACUUGUUCUGUCUGACUUUGUCGAAAAGUGCAAUGAUGCCCUUGCCAACUACACCAAGGUGAAGGGCGCAGGGCCGUUUGAGAUUGAACUGAUGGUCAAGCUUGCAAAGUUCUUCGUGGCGCGUCGUGCAUUCUUGGAAGCAGCGCAAGCGCUACAGGACAUUCCACGAGUUGAUGCGCAACUGUCCAUUGAUGAUCAGAUCCGAUUGGUCUCCUCUCUCAUCCUUUUGUACCAAGCCAUUAACUUUAAACGCAAGGCUGCCUUCUACAUGCGCCGCCUCUCGUUGUUGUUCACCAAGGGCGUCAACCGAACAGAUAUGGUUGUGAGCCACUAUCUGCUGCUCCAGUGCUUGCCCGCUCAUUUCCUGGGAAGCCUUUUUGAGUUUCUAAACCGUCCCAGUGAUAACUCGGCCGUGUUGCCGCUGUUGGAGACAUCCCUGCGUGCAUCAGGUCUGGGUUGGCAGGACCUGCAAGCGAGAAUCAUGCGCGAGCUGAUCUAUGCAUCCCGCCAUAUCAACGACCCAAAGAAGACCGUGCUGUACAUUUCAUACUUUUUGCACAGAUUGCACGACUUUUUGUCCCACAGCGAGCAAUGCGACCUGGCUCAAAAGCUGGCCACAUCGACUUCCAUGCUUCAGUUUGCUGGAGGUGGUUUGCUGUUCCAGAAGCUUCCCAACAUCCACCGCGUCUUCGUACCCACUCCCCCACCACAUUUGGAAAUCCGGAAGCGAGAGACGCAAGCUGUCAAAAAGGAGUUGUUCAUUUACACGCCUUUCGGCAAGCGCAGUGGACCUUCUCGAGAGAAGACAAUGUACUGGGCGCAGGGCGAGCUACUGCAGCUUCAAAUUGAACUUUCGAACGACAUGGCCUUCCCGAUGCUCGUGGAGGCCAUCCAGCUCACUACAUCGGGCUCGCCCUUUUCUAGCCUUCCCAUCAGCACCACGGUGCCUCCGCACACAGCUGCCAUGAACUUGUCCGUGUUUGGAACUGCAAAAGUACACGGCACAGUCCGCGUUCGCAGCGUCAUCUCGAGGGUGUUUGGCGUCAAUGCCGAGCAUGCCAUUCCGCCCAUUAGUCUCACGAUUGUUCCCGAGAUGCCAGUCAUGGAAAUCUUACUCAAUCCCAAUCCCACUCAGCACGGCACGACGUUGAAAAUGUAUCACGGCCAAUUCUUUGACACAUCCUUGAUUGUCACCAACUCGAGCAAUGUCGUCGUGGACUACUUUUCAUCCAAGCUGACAGUCAAAGCAGAGCCGGGCCACUUUUUCCAGCAACCUAGCGACACGUUGUCAACCGCGACGCUGACUUCCACGUCGUCUAAUAGCGAUGAAAUUGCGAGCCAGAAUGACCAGCCCUGCACCUUCCCGCAAUCAGCGGAAAUUGCUCGGCGAGGCAUCAUCCCGCUUCAGCCGGGCCACCAGGCAAGUCUGCCCUUGGGAGUGUGGGCCCUCCGUGGCUUUUGCGGAGCCACCCUCACCUGUGAAUAUGGCUCUACCGCCGUGCCCGACUUUUAUCGACAAUCCGUCAUCGACUUUCCCAUCGAGUCUGUGCCGCUGUUGGAGUUUAGCAACUUUGACAUUUUGGCAUCUUCCAGUGAUCACAUUGCCAGCUCUCAGGUUCUGCCAGAAAGCGCGACUCGCGAUUCUUUCUGCGUCCUGGCUCUCGACGUGACCAAUUCCUCGCAUGUCUCGGCGCAAGUGGCCUUCGCAGCUUGUGACGCCGCUACAGCCGUUUCGCAGACCCCUGUGACCAUGAAUGCCCUCUCUGCCAUGCGAGUCUAUCUCCCAAUUCGUCGGUUUGCUCUGUCGGAGCAGCUCCUCCGCACGGCUCCGCCACCAACUGACCCGUCUCGACAGUUUGUUGUCACACGCGAGCGACAAUGGUCCUCAGACGAGAUUGCCUUGUACUGGUUCCAGAAGAAGCUCGCGCAGCUCUACCGCGUGGAAUGGAGCCUGCCCAUGAGCAGUGUCCGUGGCUUAGUCCAACUCGACAACAUCCAGCUUUCGAAAGACGCUCUGAUACGGUUGCGACCCAAAGAGCUCUCUGUGGGGCUGUCUAUUGCUGGCGAGGCUGCCAUCGACCGUCAAACGGUGUGCUGCCCUCUGCUUGAAUUCGUACCAAUCACGCUUCGUGUGGCGAACUGUUCGGGCGAGGUGUUCUCGUCUCUUGAAUCGCGCGUCGAGGUGCUGUUGGAUUUGCACAACGGGCUGGUCGAGACCGACCUUUCGGCCCGAGUCAUGUGGACCGGAACCAUGUGCAUGCGGCACACCGAGCUCGCCCCAAACCAAGCGUGCGAUCACCAGAUACAAUUGCUCUUCCUUUCUCCGGGCACCUACACCCUCGUGCAAUCUGCGAGUGCAACUCGUGAAAAUUGUGCUGCAGCCGACACGGCGGAACGCUCGCGCAUUCGCCUUGUCGUUCGCUAGAGCGGCCACUUGUUAAUGGAUGUAUAUUACAAAGAUAAAUUACUGUACA